GCUAGACUUCACUUGGGUGUACGAACGACUCGUCAUUUUUGUAGCACAUACAUAGAAUAAACUAACAUUUACAAAAAAAUUCAAUACAACCAUAAAAUGGACGAUACUGAGGACUAUUGUGCAAUUUGUCUAUGCCGCAAACAUCGCAUUGUAAGCACCCCAUGCAAGCACACAUUCUGUAAGCGCUGUCUCAAGAAGGUCUACGAUGUCUGCCCCACCAAGGUCUGUCCGCUGUGUCGAGCUCCUUUCGAGUAUUAUAUUCGUGAACGUGGCUCUGGCAUAAAGAUCGUAUUUUUGACAUAGUGGCCUGUGCCAAUAGUCGAAGUUGACAAUAACUGUCUAACCAUAAUGUUUAGUUAAUUAAAUUUAGCGGUUUUUAUAUUCAAAUUCUUUUUUUUUUUUUUUGGUUUUUCCAUUUUUUUAUUUUUGGUUGACAUUUGUUUAAAUAAAGUUCAUGUUGUUUUUAGUCAUUUCAUGAGACUCUGAAGGACUGCAUGUUUUCAGA
This is a messenger RNA of Drosophila virilis, 505 nucleotides long. Its product is annotated as E3 ubiquitin-protein ligase RNF166. NCBI's taxonomy places the organism in Eukaryota, Metazoa, Arthropoda, Insecta, Diptera, Drosophilidae. The record is from RefSeq and is a predicted model, not a curated record.